AUGACCGCUCAGCAAGUGCCUGUCGGUAACCUUCAUUGUCAAAAUGACACCUUUUGCCGUCAAUUCACAACCGAGUGUAUUUCAUGCUCUGAGAAGCCUGAUAAGAAAGGGUUCUAUCAAGUUGAACUUGUUGAUACCAUUCUCUUUCCUGAAGGCGGUGGACAGCCUUGUGACACAGGCUAUAUCGACAAUGUCAAAGUCUACAAUGUUCAACGUCAAAAAUUGGCACAUGUGCACUACACCAAGGAACCUGUCAGUGUAGGUCCAGUGUCAUUACGUCUUGACUGGGAUCGUCGUUGGGAUCACAUGCAACAACACAGUGGACAGCAUUUACUCAGUGCUGUUUUGGCUCAAGCACCUUACAACAUUGAAACCAUUUCUUGGAGCUUGGGUGAGAAACGAUCUUUUAUUGAAUUGCCCACCAGCACCAAGAAGAUGGCCAUCACACCCGAGCUGCUUAAAGAGGUCGAGAUCAUUGUUAAUCAGUUGAUUGUCAAGAACGUAUCUGUCACUACACAUUCAGAGGAAGCCAACGACCAAGAGGCUCGUCCUGACAGUUUACCCAAGGAUUACGUUGGUGGUGGUCAUAUUCGCACCGUGGAAAUUCAAGAUUUAGACAGAAAUCCCUGCUGCGGCACUCACAUUUUAGCACUUGGACAGUUGCAAUGCCUCAAGUUGCUCCACACAGAGAAUGUCAGAGGCGGCAAUACACGAGUCUUCUUUUUGUUUGGUCAACGUGUGCUUGAUGCCUUUGAUGCCAGCUUCCAAAUCACUCGCCAAAUCACCACUUUGUUGUCAGGUGGACAAGAGACAUUUGUUGACAACAUUCAAAAGCUUCAACAGCAAAACAAGGACAACAUGAAGCGAGCCAAGAGAUAUCUAGAGCAACUCGCUCAACUCACCGCCAAUGGCAUUGCCAAGUCAUUGGAAACACAAAAGUUUGCUGUCAUGUACAAGGAAGAUGGUGAUAUGGAGUUCUUGGGCAUGGUGGCUAAUGUCAUUCGUGAUCGUCAGUUGCUGGAAAACAAUCACAAGGUGGUGAUUUUAGCUGCUGGUGAACAAAAGACCGGUGGUCCUAUCAUUGUUACUGGAUCAGAUAACGAUAUUGUGCAAAAGACAGGCAAGGUGGUGAUGAAGGUGCUUUCUGGUGUCAAGGGCGGAGGCAAAGGAAGAUGGCAAGGCAAGGCACAGAACUGGGAUGGCAUGGAUAAGUUGGAAUCCACCUUGAAAGAUGAGAUCAACUAA
This is a messenger RNA of Mucor velutinosus, 1245 nucleotides long. RefSeq names its product Glycerol kinase. Bases 1 to 1245 code for a protein of 414 amino acids. The transcript is spliced from 2 exons. Gene Ontology annotation, biological process: regulation of translational fidelity; tRNA aminoacylation. NCBI's taxonomy places the organism in Eukaryota, Fungi, Mucoromycota, Mucoromycetes, Mucorales, Mucoraceae. The record is from RefSeq and is a predicted model, not a curated record. Gene Ontology annotation, molecular function: aminoacyl-tRNA ligase activity; Ser-tRNA(Ala) deacylase activity; ATP binding.